Messenger RNA from Varanus komodoensis (Komodo dragon), 7362 nucleotides. It is a transcript of the gene CEP104, whose product is annotated as centrosomal protein 104. Lineage: Eukaryota; Metazoa; Chordata; Lepidosauria; Squamata; Varanidae. Gene Ontology annotation, cellular component: cilium. The record is from RefSeq and is a predicted model, not a curated record. The coding region runs from base 88 to 2934 and encodes 948 amino acids. The transcript has 22 exons.
GGCGCUUGCGCAGUAGUAUCCAAGCGGUUGCUAGGGGAGCAGUGGCCUUAGUGAUGGAGCCGGAAUGAAUUAGUUCAAGAGGGCAGGAUGCCGCACAAGAUUGGGUUUAUUGUUAUAAGUUCAUCAGGACACGAGGAUGGCUUCAGUGCAAAAGAACUGAUGGUCCACGCACCAACCGUCAACGGAUGGAGGUCACCAAGACUCUGCCAGUAUCCCCAGGAAAUCGUCCUUCAGAUGGUGGAGCGAUGCAGAAUUCGGAAGCUGCAGUUGCUGGCACACCAGUAUAUGAUCUCCAGCAAAAUUGAAUUCUAUAUCAGCGAAAACCUGCCCGAGUACUUUGCACCGUACAAGUCAGAAAGGUUCCGACGGCUGGGUUAUGUGUCUCUCUCAGAUAACGAGAAGACUGGCUACAAAGCUCGAGAACUGAAAUCGGUUUACGUGGAUGCUGUUGGCCAGUACCUAAAACUGACAUUCCACAAAAACUAUGUCAAUAGAUACAACUUGUACAGCCAGGUGGCUCUUGUAGCAAUAAACAUCAUUGGUGAGCCUGCAGACCUCAGCAAUGAGAGUACUCACUCUUCCAGGGAGAAGCUGAUUGACCACUACCUUCGGAACAACCCUGAUGACUCAGCCUUAGAUGGAACCACCAGCGGGAAGCCAGAUUCCAUUUCCCCCCUGGACGACCUGGCGUUCGACAUGUACCAAGACCCAGAGGUGGCCCAAAUAAUCCGUAAACUGGAUGAGAGAAAGCACGAAGCAGUGCGCCAGGAACAUUACGAUCACGCCAAGAAACUCAAGCAAGCCAUUGCAGACCUGCAGAAGGUGGGCGAGCGGCUGGGCCGCUACGAGGUGGAGAAGCGCUGCGCGGUCGAGAGGGAGGAUUACGACCUCGCCAAGCAGAAGAAGCAGCAGAUGGAGGAGUACCGCCUCAAGGUGUACCAGCAGCUGGAACUGCACAAUCUCCUCGAGCCGGAUCUGAUGAUUCGACGGCCUCCUGAUCUGCCCCUUGAGCCUCUGGCUUACCCUGCAGCUUCUCCUCAGCAAAAGAAAUCCUUGCUUCCUUCCCGGUGGGACAAAACAGAGGGGGAGUCCUUCGAGCCUUCGCCUCCUGAAAAGCCACCAGAAGCAUCUUCUCCCGAGGCUGCCCCAACCCAGCCCUCCUCUCCACCUGCAGCCCAGGUGGCACCCAUCUCAGCUGAGGCGUUUCCAAAGGUCAACGUUGAGUUCUUGCCGUAUGACGAGAGGCCUCUGCCAACCGUUCGGAAGCAGCAGGAGGAAGGCUUUGCCUGCUUGGAUCCCGAGAUGAGUGAGGAAGACCCUGGCGACACGCCAAGGAGUGGCACUGUUGGAGAGCCAGAGCCACUGACAGAAAAAGCCCUGCGGGAGGCCAGCCCGGCCAUAGAAGUGUUUGGGGAAAGCCUGGUUGCUGGCGCCUAUUCCAAGACAUGGUCGUACCGCGAAGACUCGUUGCUUGCAAUCUAUAAAAAGAUGAUGGAGAUUUCCACAAGCACUCCAAAGGAAGACCUGAAGAACCUGCUUCGAGGUGCCAUCUUUCUCAUUGUGAGAGCCAUAAAAGACAUCGUCUCUUCAGUUUUUCAAACUUCCUUAAAGCUCCUAAAAAUGAUCAUCACGCAGUACAUCCCCAAGCAUAAGCUGGGGAAGCAGGAGACGGCACACUGUGUGGAGAGGACCUUGCCCAACCUACUCUCCAGGACGGGGGAUUCCUCUGCCCGCCUUCGCACAGCAGCCGCCAACUUCAUCCAGGAAAUGGCCCUCUGCAAUGAAGUGAAGCCUCUUCAGAUCGUACCUGCGCACCUGCUGCAGCCCCUCAAGCCAAAUGCCCCCACACAUCUCGCCAUGAGCCAGGUGGAGCUGGUGGAGCGCUUGCUGAAAGACCUUGGAACAGAGAACAGUGGUUUUUCUGUCGAUAAUAUCAUGCGGUUUGCAGCAGGCGCUCUGGAGCACCGUGUCUAUGAGGUCAGAGAAACAGCCCUCCGGAUCAUCCUGGACAUGUAUCGGCAGCAUCGAGCCGCCAUCUUUGAUUACUUGCCCCCUGAUGACAGCAACACACGCAAGAAUGUGCUGUACAAGACACUCUUUGAUGGGUUUGCCAAAAUAGACGGCAAGCUCACAGAAGUGGAAACCAGGACCCAGAAAAAGAUGGCUGCCGAAGAAGCUGAGAAACAAAAGAAAGAUGAAAUCAAAGCGUUGCAAAGCCAACUGGCCACUCUGAAAGAGAUGCAAACAGAAGCGCAGGCAGCAAAGGAGAAAGAGAGUGAUUUUCAGAAGUCUAAGAAUCACGGUGAAACCUUCAAAAAAGCAUCACAGCCUGCAGCAGCAGAAAUGCCAGAUGACCAUUCCUCCGUUGCAAACUACCUUGACAAUCUCUGUAUUUUCUGUGGUGAAAGAGAUGAAUCCUUCACAGAGGAAGGGCUGGACCUCCACUACUGGAAACGCUGCCCCAUGCUGACCAGAUGUGAUUUCUGCAAACAGGUUGUGGAGAUCGCCAGCCUGACCGAGCACUUGCUGACCGAGUGUGACAAGAAGGACACCUUCGGCAAGUGCCUGCGCUGCUGUGAAGCCCUGCCGAAGGAAGAGCUGCCCAGGCAUGUCAAGGGGAAGGCCUGCAACCCUGCCAAGCCUGAAAAAGUGGCCAAUCACUGUCCGUUAUGCCAUGAGAAUUUCACGCCUGGCGAGGAGGCCUGGAAGGUGCACCUGAUGGGCAAAGACGGAUGCCGCAUGAACCUGAGGCGGGGGCACUCUUUGAACAAGAGCUUGCCAACGCAGUCCGUGGCUGGCAGGCCUGCCGGAACAGCGCUCAAUCGAUCCGGGCCAACGGGAGUUAAGCUGCGUUCCCCCUCGGUUGGAAGCAAGAUCCCCACCCCACGCGCAGGCAUGAAUAAAAGCACUGGCAGAACGUAUGCGAAGCGAUGAUGCGGAGCUCUUCUUUCUUUGGCGGUGCAUCUGGCCACACCUGCAGUAUUUUCCUCUGAGGUUUGGCUUGCCGGUGGGGGCAGCACCUCAACCCUUACUUUGCCCGAGCCGACACCCUGCCUGGUGGUGGCCGGCCAGCCGCCUUCCUCCGUAUCAGUCUUUUGGUUCUGGUAGGCUUGUUUGCUGUGCCCCACGGACUGCAUCCUGUCUGCCUCAGCGCUUUUGCAUGGAGACUUUGUGCAUCAAAACCUCCACCUGCCACUCCAAGGCUUUAAGCCAAAAGGGCUGCUUUUGCCCCUUGCCAGCUGCCCCUGGUUGGCCAGGUACAGAUUAGCUUUCAGCCCCUCUGGGGUGGCAAAAGCAGGACACAGAGGAAUCCAGCCAUGCCCUGCCGCUCCCUUUGACCUCCAGCUCAUUUUCUCUGCCCUAGCACAAGAGCUUCAUGCAGGCUGCCUGGUUUUAGUAGGAUUCGCAGCAAUAGGCAUAGCCAAACUCAAGCAUCUUCUCAAGGACGUCUCUAGGCAGAGCGAAUGGCCAUCUAGGCAUAGCUGGAGGAUUAACAAGGCAAUUUUGACAUGUGAGAUUGCAUGGUUUUCCCCCUGCUGCUCUUGCAGGACUUUCACUAGAGAUCCUCCCGGGGAAUUGUGACCCGCAGGACCUGACCUGUUUAUCUCCCUUCCUGCAGCCCUUACAGGAUCCCAGGGAUUAUCACUGGUGGUAGCUCCCCUCAGCUUGCCUUGAAAGCAGGGUCCUCUCUUUCCUUUGUUGAUAGAGGUGCCCGAAGGGGCGGUUUAAGCACCCUAAGCGGGGCAGCAAGGCUGUCUUUGCCGGGGCAGUUCAAAGGUACCUUUCCCCCACACUGUGUCCAUUGCUUUCUGUGUAGCUGCCCUGAUCCAGCCUUGCCCACAGCCCUUCUCUAAAGACGAGUGAAGGUUCCGCCUAAGAAACAGUAACGCUUUUGCUUGCUUUACCAUCCCUUGCUAGUAGAGCAGCCGAAUGCAUUCUGAAUGCUUGCAGUUUACAAAACUAAGAAGUCCAAGGAAAGAGCAGUCUCCCGGCUCUCUCCCCACUAAAUGCUGAGUGGGGAUGAUGGCUGUUACAACCCCAACACAUCUGAAGGGUAGCAGGAAGGGGGAAGCUGUGUCCCUUUCUUUGUGUACAGGAAAGUUUUUGCUUGAAGCAUUUGCCUCUCUUCUGUGGUCUUAACUGUUACUACCCAGUGAAACCUGAGCAGAACCACUUCUCUGAUCGUGGGCUUUGGUCCCAAGGAGAAGAGAUGGACAAGUGACCCCUUUCCUGCCAAGCGCAAGGGCCAGGACUGUGAGCCCUGCCUGUGUGAACACGAAAUGAGGGCGAGAGCUGAGGAUGUGUGUUCCACUGAGGGAAUCCAGACUCUCACAACAUGGGCAGUGGCACAUACCACAGUGAUUACAAAUCCUGAAGAAAACAUAGCUCUUUGAGGACAAGUUCCCAAAGGGAAUUUGCCCUACACACCCAACACGCAGACACACCCAGAUAGUGCCUUGUCUCUUCAGCCCCCGAGAGCUAGCUGGGUGGGUUACACAUGAUGGCACCAUCCUAAUGCCAAGGUUGCUCAGGAAUGAUACUCUCCCUCAUGGUGCAUAGCUCCAGAGAGGCCCUGUUCGUCUCCUCUCCUUAUGCCAGUCAAGGGCCUGGCUGGUGUGCAGAAUAAAUCAGGCAGGCGCCAUAGAAGAAUCUCCCCUGAGGUGGUGCCCUCUGGAAUCCUCCAGCCAAUGAUGCCCCAUAGACCGGGGGAAAUAGCCCCAAACUUCUCAGCAGUGCACAGGGUCCUGUGGCAAAGAAGGGGAUACAGAAAGAGCUCCCUGGCAAGGACAAGUCUGAAAACUCCUCAAGGUGGCGACUGAAAAUCCUGAGUCGCUACAGGGUGCAACCCAUGCAGUGAAAGGGGUUGGCUUCCAUGCCAUCCCAGGAACCCCCCCCCCCCAAUGAACCUCUUUCAGCUUCUGAGAGGACGUACAAUGGCUGGAGCGGUAUGAGCAGGCACUGGGAUUGUGCAGAAUCCCGCUGCAGGCAGGAACAGAAAGGCACCUAGGAGGCGUGGCUGCAUAGUGCUGCGAGCCCCCGUCAGUUCAGACCACGCUCCUGCGCAGGUUCAGACAGGAAAAAGACUCCCAGCAUGGAGCAGCCCAGCAGCACCGGAAGCGGUGGGCUUUGCUGCUGCCUAAACUUGCAUAGGGUUGCACCGCCAAACUCUGAAAGCAGCCGUGAUUUCCUCCCUUUGCCUCUGGCUCAAGCCUUGCUAGAGCAAGGCCAAAAGAAAAAGGAGAAAAAAUCGGCCAGGGAGGGGAGUUGAAAAUUGUGUGGUUUUGACAAAGGCAUUGCAUUUUUCCUUCUCUCUUCAGGAGUCAAUAUCAGCAUGGGGGGAAAAGAUAGUCCACUGAACUUUCCACAGCCACUGCUUCAAAGAAGUCCAGCUAAAGGGAGAACCACCAUUCCCUCCCCGAGCGCAGCAGCAGCAGCAGCAGUCAUUGGGGGUGGGGGGUGAGCAUGGAUGCAGCUGGUUGGCCAGCAUUUCCCCAGCAGCAGCACUAGCCACAGGCCCCAUAGCCAAGGGGAAAUGGGGGGGGGGGCAAGAACAGGGCAGUCCAUUGUGUGCAGGUUAUCAGUUAAUGCACAUCCUACAAUGGGACAAGCACUUGUCUGGGUUUAGCCCCUGCCCCCAGCACUGUUUUUUCUUGAUUUCUGGACUCUCCAGAGAAGCUGGUCCCUCUGAGUGCGAUGAGCAUCCUUCCAGCAGGUGUGCCUGGCCUCCCUUUGCAGGUGCCACAGGCAAGUGACAGAACAGCCCAGUCAAGCGGACGUCAGGGUUCUUACCCAGUGUUAACAUUGUCUUAAUGCCCCUGGCAUGAUUUGCUCUCCUCCUCACAGCUGCAGAAGUUUGGCCCCAACUUUCAACAUCUUCACUUUUUGCCGUUUCCCCCUCCUACCCAAUCUCAUUAACAGGCUGAGAGUGGAUGGGUAAGGGAAUUUUUAAAUUAGAAAAUACUGAUCUCUAGGUAGCCUUAGCGAGGUUAAAGUCUUCAGAGGCAAGAAUUUUCUGGUCCCAACCCAGGAGACUCCCAGCCACAAGAUGCAGAGGUGGCACCCUGGUGUCCUGCGGAUGUGUUGGAGUGCUCCGCCCAGCAUGCUGGGCUAGAUGGGCCCUGCUUGAGCAGGCGGGGCUCUCGCCGCGCCACCGCCUCUUCCUCUUCUGACACUGUUCAGUGGGAACUGCAGGCCCGGCCAAGCAGACGGUGGGGCGGGGGAUCGCGCUGGACUGUUCCCAGAGCCGCACCACCAACCCGCGGGACGCUUGCUUCCUGGCACAGAAGAGACAGGCAGGCUAAUGGGCCCACACGCCUCUUGCUGUGCUUCAGACUAGGUUUCAUUCAGUAGACAAGCAGAGUAGAGCACACAGGGUUAGAGGCUGGAGGGCCCUGCCCUCGCUCUCCUGCACUGCCAGCCUCGAAAUGCAUGCGCUCUGCCCCUGCUCUGCUUAGCAGCAGCGGCUUCUUCCGCUGAGCAGCCACUUAGGACGCCUGGACUCCUCACCUGACCUGCUCCUGCCCGGCCCGGCUCUGCUUCCCUUCUGCCUGGUGCUUCUCCCAAGAAGCUCUUUCAAGCACUGACUCCCCUGCCCCGAGCCCUUCACAGCUUGCUGGUUGCAAGGCUGGCAGCUGUGCCCAAAGAAACAGCUGCUUUUGAGGGGCAGACGGGAACACGGGGUGAAGGGAGGGAUUCUGUGAACAGAACAGCACGUUGGGAAUGCUUGUUGGCUGGCUUAGGGCAGAAGUAAGUGCUUUGGUGGCGAGCGAGAGUUCCCAGGGGUGGCCAAGGGAGGCGUUUUCAGGAUGGUGUGGCAGGGAGGCUCAGACACCCCCCCCCCCAAGGUACUGAGAACCCCUUUUCCAGGCUGUUUGGAUCCCACUCGGACUUGCAGCUUGGAGAGCGGUGGGGAAAGGAAGGGCGAGAAAAGGGUCGAAUCCCCCCAUUUUACCUCUGAAAAUUACCCCCACCCUGCCCAUGUACAGAGCUGAUCAUGCAAUGAAGGGUUCUUAGGGACUGUGGUUAGAAAUUACAGGCCUGUCUCUAAGGACCCUUCCAGAAGAGCAGUCUGUGCUCAUUCCACGUGGCUGGGGUUCUCCACUUUGGGUUCCAUGCCAUGAGGACACUGAUCCAAGACUCCUGAACCCCGUCGGGCAACCAGCUCCCAUGGGGAUUUCCAGGUGACAUGAACCCUCCCUCAAGCCGUUCCAGCUUAGCGAUGGCAGGGCUUGGACUUUAUUAUAGCAGUGAGCAAAUUGCUGGAUAGCAGGCCUGAUUCCAGAGUUUUGCAGUCUUUUGUUACUGUAGAUCCAAGUUACGCACAUAUUUGUACCAAUCUGAUAAUAAAGUUCUAUAUUUCAA